Molecule: messenger RNA, 1374 nt
Organism: Ascochyta rabiei
Lineage: Eukaryota; Fungi; Ascomycota; Dothideomycetes; Pleosporales; Didymellaceae
Exons: 2
Coding region: 1-1374 (457 amino acids)
Biological process (GO): late endosome to vacuole transport via multivesicular body sorting pathway
Cellular component (GO): multivesicular body
Source: RefSeq, a predicted model, not a curated record
AUGGCCGACGCGAUACCUGCCAAGCUCAAGCCGCUGCAGCUGGCGCCGUUUGCCAAACGCGCGGCGCAGCUCGAGCGCUUCAGACCCAUUGUGACCUACUGGCUACGCUUCCACACGGUGCAAAAGAUCAUCGGCGCCGGGCUGCACUCGGCCGACGCAGCAUGCACCGCCUACACGACCGACCUGAUGGAGAGGCUCGAGCAGACCAAGGCCGACAUGCCUGGCGAGGACGCGCUGCUCGACGACGUGGCUGCCAGCGCCUACUGCGAGCAGUUUGCCUUGCAGACGUUUGCGAGGGGCGAAAGGGACAUGGCCGAGAACAGCGUCACGCCCACCACCGCCGACACCCUCCUUGCCGCCUCCACCUUUCUCGACAUGCUCACCAUCUGGAAGAAGGACGAUGUCGAGCUGGCCUCCAAGACAAAGUACGCAAAGUACCACGCCCUGCGCAUACUCAAGGCCAUCAAGGCUGGCCAAGACCCCAACGCCACGAACCCCGUGCACGAGCAGGAGCACCAGCCGCCCUCGCCGCCGCUGCUGGACCCAGCCGACCCUGAGGUGCAGCGCAUCAACCAGGGCACACCGCACCCGCCCUCGGCCAACCCAUACCAGCCAUACGUCGAGACAGCACCCAGCACGCACGCACAGCCCUCGCCGACGCUCUCUGGUCCCGCCUUGUCGCCGCCGCCUGCCCUGCCAACGGUGCCUUCUGGGUACGCAUCACACACGCAUGACGACGUGUCUCCCAUCUCCCAGCCGGCAACCUCUCGCCAGGGCUCUGUCGUCUCAGUGGGCGGCGGAUACUUCCCCAGGACAGAAGCACCGCCCACCUUCACAUCAGACAACACAGCCCCUGGCCUGCCCACGGCACCUUCGACCGAAGACGAUCCCUUGACCUCCUCCCUGGGCAACCUGGCUGACGCGUCCGGGGUGACACCACAGCCUUCUGGAGCCUCUGAUCCUUUGAGCUUUUACCAAAAUCCUGCCUCGCCUCCUCCAGUGGCGCAGCCACCACAGCAAGCGUCUCCGCUCAACCCAUAUGCAUCUCCACUUGCUCAGCAGCCACAGCAGCCACAGCAGCCACAGCAGCACUUCUCUGCGCCCCCGCCUCAACCUCCCCAACAGUCGUACCACAUGCCGCAGACCACUGCCCCCUCGCAGCAGUACUCUGCGCCACGUCAGAAUCCCUAUGCGCAGCCAGCAGCGCCACCGCCACCGCCAGCUUCAUCGCAGGGACCCUUCAGAGACGACGAGGAGUCGAUCAGGCAAGCACAAAAACAUGCAAAGUGGGCCAUCUCGGCGCUGAAUUUUGACGAUUCGGCGACCGCCGUCAAAGAGCUGCGCAUUGCGCUGCAAGCCUUGGGCGCACACUGA